GUGCCUGCAGAGGUCUCUGUGGUGACCAGGUUGUAAGGCGCAGCAGGUCCACACUGGUCACCGCCGAGACUAAAGGUGUGUCUUCCAUUCCCUGUGGCCAUUUCCUGCCAAGAAGCCCCACGUCCACGCUUGCUUCACCUCUCCAUUCUAGAUCUUGGGAUUCCUCCUUCCGAGCCGACAUCCAGAUCCGGCCUUCAAAGCCAGCCUUCCAUUCCUUCCUUUUCUACCUCGGGUCUCCCGCCCGCCCGCCCGGGAGCUCUCGACCUGGGCCAUGGCCCUAAUGGUGGGCCGGGGACCUGGGCAGCGAGAAGCUGUGGCCAUUCUGCUUCUUAUGGGAUUGCUCCAGCCAAGAACGGGAGCUGCCGGGGCUGAAGCCUCCUGUGGUGUAGUCAUGCAGCCACGCAUCACAGGUGGUAGCAGCGCAAAGCCUGGCCAGUGGCCUUGGCAGGUCAGUAUCACCUACGACGGCAUCCAUGUGUGUGGCGGGUCUCUCGUGUCGGAUCAAUGGGUGGUGUCAGCUGCUCACUGCUUCCCCAGAGAACACUAUAGGGACCAAUAUGAAGUAAAGCUGGGAGCCCACCAGUUAGACUCCUACAGCAAUGACACUGUGGUCCGCACAGUGGCUCGUAUCAUCUCCCACUCAAGCUACCGUGAAGAGGGCUCCCAGGGUGACAUUGCUCUCGUCCACCUUAGCAGUCCUGUCAACUUUUCCCGCCACAUCAAACCCAUCUGCCUCCCUGCAGCCAAUGCCUCCUUUCCCAACGGCCUCCACUGUACUGUCACAGGAUGGGGUCAUGUGGCCCCUUCAGUGAGCCUCCAGACACCCAAGCCACUGCAGCAGCUUGAGGUACCACUGAUCAGCCGUGAAACCUGUAGCUGCCUGUACAACAUCAAUGCCGUGCCUGAAGAACCCCAUACUAUCCAGCCGGACAUGCUGUGUGCUGGCUAUGUGGAGGGAGGCAAGGAUGCUUGCCAGGGUGACUCUGGGGGCCCGCUCUCUUGUCCCAUAGAAGGCCUCUGGUAUUUGGCAGGCAUUGUGAGCUGGGGUGAUGCCUGUGGAGCCCCUAACAGGCCUGGAGUAUAUACUCUGACUUCUACCUAUGCCUCCUGGAUCCACCACAAUGUGGCAGAACUCCAGCCUCGAAUGGUUCCCCAAACUCAGGAGUCCCAGCCAGAUGGCCACCUCUGCAACCAUCAUCAUGUUUUCAACUCAGCUGCAGCCCAGGGACUGUUAAGGCCCUUACCUUUCCUGCCACUGGGCCUGACCCUGGGCCUCUUCUGCCUUUGGUUUGAACAUUAAGCUACUUAACCCUCAAAGUUGACCAUGCUUCCAAGACCAAAAGCACACCCAAGGACAUGUGCCUGUUCUGGAGGGCAGUGCACCAACCUGAUCUUUGAGCCCUUCAGCUGCAUUUGCUCUUUGGGAUUAUAAUCUAGGGCCAAGAAGUUACAGCCUGUGGAAUGGGCCAGAAAUUUUAGCCAUCUUUCUCUGUUAUCUGCAGCUUAUUGGUUAGGCUCCUACAGAGCUCCCAGAAGCCUCAGCUAGGAAAAUGAGCCCUGACUUCAACCUGUGUCUAGUUCACAGGACAGCUGCCUAGCUGACUGCUUCGAAAGGCUGGCUUCAGGGCCUACCCAUCCUGCCUGAUGAGCCCAUUACUUUGUCCUCUCUCUGUCUCCCUUUCAGACAGGGAAGACCUCAGCUUUACUCCACUGGCUGCCAAGCCUGCUUUGAGCCCAACUCCUGGACUCCGGAGGACUGAGCCCCCACCGGAGCUGGCUGGGGCUUGGAUCAGGGAGAGGGAUAAAAGGAGCAAGGAGCAAAUGUUUUAAACACAACUGGCUAUAUGUGAGGUGAAAUGGAGAAUGUCACCCUUUGGCAUCUCCUUUGUACCUCUAAAGUCCAGCACACCAGCAGAAUUUACUUUAUUAAAAAAUGACACAAAA
This is a messenger RNA of Mesocricetus auratus (golden hamster), 1944 nucleotides long. RefSeq names its product serine protease 8 (gene Prss8). The coding region runs from base 272 to 1300 and encodes 342 amino acids. Gene Ontology annotation, biological process: positive regulation of sodium ion transport; proteolysis. The record is from RefSeq and is a predicted model, not a curated record. The transcript is spliced from 6 exons. Lineage: Eukaryota; Metazoa; Chordata; Mammalia; Rodentia; Cricetidae. Gene Ontology annotation, molecular function: sodium channel regulator activity; serine-type endopeptidase activity.